Molecule: messenger RNA, 546 nt
Organism: Saccostrea cuccullata (small rock oyster)
Lineage: Eukaryota; Metazoa; Mollusca; Bivalvia; Ostreida; Ostreidae
Exons: 2
Coding region: 1-417 (138 amino acids)
Source: RefSeq, a predicted model, not a curated record
AUGAACGAUGCCACUUAUGUAAAGGAAAUAACGGCAAUUAAAGACGCUAUCGAAUCCAUUGCAAAUCGCUGUGGAAAAAGUGAACAUGACAAAGUUAAAAGAGAAAUAGAAAAUGUUAUGAAAAGCCAGCUAAACGACAACAUGGGUCGAUUUGUUUUGUCCUCACUUCAUAAUGUGGAGGAAACGACAGAAGAGAUUCGGAAAGAUUUACUCCGCUUCAGGAAUCAUUUGGGGAUUCACAAUAAUAAAGAUAUGGAUCCUAACAAAGAAAGCCAGUCAGUGGACAAAAACCAAAAGGGACCGUUUGAAGCCGAAUCCUGGGAGGUGGUUUUAUUUUAUGUCGCCGGUAUAUUUUCUAUAGGAUGUCUUAUUGGAACAAUUCUGUAUUGUUACCUGUAUAUCAUGCCAAAAAGAUGAUUAAAUUAUUCAAACAUUUAUACCUUGCGAUCAGGUAUUUUAAAGAUGUAUGAGUACAUGUAAAUUUACCAUUGCUCUUUCAAGCAAAGCAGAAUCAAACGUCAAGUACGGAAUCAGCGUCUAUAUAUA